Molecule: messenger RNA, 4929 nt
Organism: Phyllostomus discolor (pale spear-nosed bat)
Lineage: Eukaryota; Metazoa; Chordata; Mammalia; Chiroptera; Phyllostomidae
Product: zinc finger protein 82 homolog
Exons: 5
Coding region: 177-1763 (528 amino acids)
Biological process (GO): regulation of cytokine production; negative regulation of transcription by RNA polymerase II; regulation of immune system process
Source: RefSeq, a predicted model, not a curated record
AAGCUCCCAGCAAACCCUGCGUGUUACCCCUUAGGCCCCUGGGGCUUGAGCACCCUCGCUUCUACUGGGUGUGGGUGUGUAACGGGUUCGGAUGCCAAGCUCUGACUUCUGUGAACUCUGGUUCUCCAGGCAAGUAAACUCCAAGGAGUACUGACCAGUUCUUGAAUUUCUAAACUAUGGCCCAUGAAUCAGUGACAUUCAAUGAUGUGUUCAUAGUCUUCUCUCAGGAAGAGUGGGAAUACCUAGACUUGCAACACAGGGACUUGUACAGAGACGUGAUGUUAGAAAACUACAGCAACUUGGUGUCAUUGGGAUGCUUCAUUGCUAAGCCAGAUGUGAUUUCCUUAUUGGAACAAGGAAAAGAGCCUUGGAAAGUUGUGAGGAAAGAAAGAACAUUAUAUUCAGAUCUGGGGACGAAGUGUGAGACUAAGAGAUUAUCCUUAGAAAAUGACAGUAAUGAAGUAAACUUAUUCCAGUGGAAGAUGAUGGAAAAAAUGAACAACCAUGGCCUUAACAACCUUAUUUUAAAAAGUAAUUGGGAGUCCAAAAGAAAAUUUGAAGGACAAGUAGAAUAUGUUGGUCAAGUGAAAGUUGCAUCUCAAAAAAUGUCCUCCUACCAAAAACACACAUCUCUUACUCCACAUCAGAGGAUUCAUUUUACUGAGAAACCUUAUGAAUGUAAAGAAUGUGGGAAGGCUUUCAAAGUACGCCAACAACUUACCUUUCAUUACAGAAUUCAUACUGGUGAAAAACCCUAUGAAUGUAAGGAAUGUGGGAUGGCCUUUAGACAGACUGCCCAUCUUACUCGACAUCAGAGACUUCAUUCUGUUGAAAAACUUUAUGAAUGUAAGGAAUGUGGAGAAUCUUUCAUAUGUGGCCCAGACCUUAGAGUACAUCAGAAAAUUCAUAUUGGUGAGAAGCCCUAUCAGUGUAAGGAAUGUGGGAAGGCCUUCAGAGUACGUGGACAACUUACUCUCCAUCAGAGGAUUCAUACUGGUGAAAAACCCUAUUUGUGUAUAGAAUGUGGAAAGGCCUUUAGACAGUAUGCACACCUUACUCGACAUCAGAAGCUUAAUGUUGCUGACAAACUCUAUGAAUGUAAAGAGUGUGGGAAGGCCUUUUUGUGUGGCUUUGGCCUUAGAGUACAUCACAAACUUCAUACUGGUGAGAAACCUUAUGAAUGUAAGGAAUGUGGGAAAGCCUUCAGAGUGCGACAACAACUAACACUCCACCAGAGAAUUCAUACUGGUGAGAAACCCUAUGAAUGUAAGGAAUGUGGAAAGACCUUUAGUCGUGGUUAUCAUCUUAUUCUUCAUCACAGAAUUCAUACUGGUGAGAAACCUUAUGAAUGUAAAGAAUGUUGGAAAGCGUUUAGUCGUUAUUCACAACUCAUUUCACAUCAGAGUAUUCACAUUGGUGUUAAACCCUAUGACUGUAAGGAAUGUGGGAAAGCCUUUAGGCUACUCUCACAACUUACACAACAUCAGAGUAUUCAUAUUGGUGAGAAACCCUAUACAUGUAAGGAAUGUGGGAAGUCCUUUAGAUUGCGCCAAAAGCUUACUUUACAUCAGAGCAUUCAUACUGGUGAAAAACCCUUUGAAUGUAAGGAAUGUAGGAAGGCCUUUAGGCUUAAUUCAUCCCUUAUUCAACAUCUGAGAAUUCAUUCUGGUGAGAAACCGUAUGAGUGCAAGGAAUGUAAAAAGUCCUUUAGACAACAUUCACACCUUACCCAUCAUCUGAAAAUUCAUAAUGUGAAACUAUAAGAAAGUCUUUUCAGUCCUGUGUUCUAGAACACUCUAUGAAUGUACAAUAGUAAUUAAUGCUUCCUACAUGCAACUGACUUGGUAUAAGAAGUUUUAUAUAAUUAAAAGAAUGUGGCAAUUUAUUGUCUUCUACCAUCAUUCAAACCUGAUAAAUGUCACAUUCAUUCUCAAAAUUAAUCUUAUUAAUAUAACAAAUAUCGGAAAGACACUUAUCUCUAUCUUAUCACUUUCUACUUGUGUUAUAUUGAGCAAGAUGCUUAACUGCUCUGUGUUAUAAUUUAUUCAUUUAUAAAAUUAAAACUCUGGCAGUAAAAUUGCUGCAAAUUCAGUAAUAUUUAUCCCAUGAAGCGAUGGAAUUUACAUUUUUUCCUCUUUAAUCUGGGCAGACUUUGACUUUGACCAGUAGGAUACAGUAGAAGUACUACUGUGCCAUUUGUGGACCCAGAGUUUACUGGUACAUUUUACUUCUCUUGAGAUACUCUUUCAAGUUCAGAUCCUGAAUUCUUAUGUUAAAAAAAAAUCUGGCUACUCUGCUGAAGAGACAACAUAGAGAGGUUCUGAGAAUAUAUAGAGAGGAAGAGGUACCCAGUCUUCCAGACAUGCCCACCAAAACACCAGACAGUUGAGUGAAAUAGUUUUGGAUCCUCCAGAUCAGCCACAAGCAGAAUGCCAUUGAAUGACCUCAGUUAAUGCUAUAUAAAACAGAAGGAUUGUCCAACUGAGCCCCUGCCCAAAUUCCUGUCCCCCAAAAUCAUGAGAAACAAUGUAAUUAAUGGUGGUUGUUUUAAACUUAAAUGACCAAAAUUCACUCCAGAUACUAUAAAAAUCCUGAACAGGUCUAUAAACAAAGGAAGAAAUGUAAAUGUAGUUGUGAUCUUGGUUGUUUGAAAACCAGAAUCAAUAGUUUUGCAGGCAGUAAAAUGUUUUAAAGAAGGAUAAUCACUAACAAAAUUUUGCCAGAUCAUUCUAUAAUGCAGUAUCUGAAUCAAUGAGGAUAACCCCUAAAAAUAAUAUCUGGACCAGUGUCAAUUAAAAUAAAUGUAAGCAUUCCCAAAUGAGUUUAGUAAGUUAAACUCAGUAGUCUAUUAAAAUGAUUAUAAAACAAAAUGAUCUACCAGGAGUAUCCAGAGGCUCAGAGUAUCUAGAUAGCCUCCAGAAGCUAUCUGUUGUGAUUCAAUCAGAUGUCCAGAUUUUAGGUUUGCUAACAAACAGUGUAACAAUAUUGGAAAAGUGACAUAAUCCAGCCCCGAUAUCAUAUAGAUUCUCUUUUUAUUGUUUAUCUUAUCUUCAUCAGCAUUAAAAAGGAAUGGACAAUAGAUAUAAAAAGUCAAUCUUUAAAAACUUUACAUAAAUAAAACUGAAUGUUGCCACACACUUCAUUUUGAGCCAAACUUCUGUAAUGUUCCUGUAGUCAAACAUACAUUAAAACUUGCACCUACAAGUCCAUUUUGCUGAGAAUGGGCAGAUUGGGCAGAUGUUAUUGAAUACAUCAUUCACUGUCUAGAAUAAUACAUGUUUUCCACUCAGGAUUUCAAAUGUUUAAAUUUGUAAACAGUAUAUACAAUGUGUAUACAAAAAUAUAAUGCCAAAAAGAGUAUUAUAAAUGCUAUAAUAAAAUUAACUUUUACUAAUAGGUCAUUGUGUUUCUCCUCCAUGGUUCCAUUUUUAUGUUAGAGGUCUUCUGAAAAUAGUACAGUGGCUCAAAAUUUCUGAAAGUAUGUUCCACAAAACAAUAGUAUUUAGUGGUACUUGAAAAUGAUUUUGUGGUCAAAUAAGCAUGGAAUCUCUGUAUACUAUAUUUCUUGGGGGAAAAUUCACAUUAAGUGUUUAUCAAAAGACUAUCAAAAAUGUUUCAUUUUAUCUAACACAAUGUAUGUCAGACUUCAGUAUAGCACUCCCAUUCCCAAUACCUAUUUAACCAAAAAUGGUGGCUUCAAGGAUGGAGAUGUCAGCUUUAUGACAGGUGUAUGGUUAUUUUUAUAGUGAGGAAAGCAAGUCAACAUGCUAUCCAAUUAGCUAAUUCUUUGAAAAAGAAUUUUUUUAAUGGUGCCUUUCAAUAGAAUAAAAAACCUCUAGCCCUGUUAUUUAGAUAAGUACAUUGUAAGUAUUUAGGUCCUUUAUUGGCAAUUUUUAGUUACAUACAAUUUCUCACUGAAAAAUAUCUUACUGAAUAUUUGUGUUUGUCAGUACGCAUAAACAAGAGUUUCUCUAUCAAAAAGUGGGAUUGCUCAGUAACAGGUUAUAUUUACUUGCAACCUCAUUAAGUACUCCUGCAGAAGUGGUGAAUAUCACUAUGGUGCUAAUUUACAACCCCUUUAACAUCAUGAAAUUAUUUCCUUAUAACUUGACUUCUGGCUUGUGCCUUAAUAUGUUCCUGGUUAAUAGUGAGUUGAGCAUCUUUUACAUCUCUUUAUUGAUAAACACUAUAAUGUGCUAUUACUUGUGGGGGUUUUUUGCCAUUUUUUAAAAAAGAAUAUUCAUAUAAGAAUUGUGGAAUUCUUAAAAAUAAUUUUUCAUUAGUAAUCCUUCACCUAGUAUUAUAAAUGAUAAACUUACCUUAUCCUAGACCUGGCUUAUAUCUGUAUUUAUGGUGAUAUUGUCAUUAAAGUUUAAAAUAUGGAUACAAUCAUAGUGUUCAUUAUUACCCAAUAAUAUUUUAAACCCAUUUUCUACUAGACUGUUUUCUAGGCAAUCAGUUAUGUCAACUGCAAAUAGAUAUAAUUGUGUUCUUUUCUGAAUAUUUACAGUUAUUAUUAAUCUUAUCAUAAUAAAUUUCCACAACAAGAUUUAGAGUUAGUGAUAAUAACAGGCAUCUAAUUGUUUUCCCCAAUUUAAUGAAAAUCUCAGUGUAAUGUUUACUCUAGAAGUUGAGGUAAGUAGACUUUAUAUGACUCAGUUGUUUCCUUUGUCCCUUUUUUUUUUUUUUUAAUCAGAAACACCUGCUGAAUAUUGUCAGAUGCCAUCUGGCACAUUGAUAUAAUGUUUUUCUUGAAUUUGUUAAUGUGGUAAGUUGUACAUUGGUCAUUAAGGAAGUAUGUUAUUGGUACAAGAAUAAACAGAUAGACCAAUGAAGUAAGUUGUACAUUGGUCAUUAAGGAAGUAUGUUAUUGGUGCAAGAAUGAACCAAGAUAGACUUAUGAAACGAAAUAAAGAGCCCUGCAAUAGA